GAGGAAGCAGCAGCAAACGCGGGAGGAGGUGGAGGUGGAGACGGACGAAGCCAGAGGAGAGGAAGGCGGGGAGAGGAGAAGCGUGUGUGCGGGGAGUGAGAGCUCGAGAGGGAGUGGGUCAGGGCAAAGGGAGUGUGCAAGAAGGAGACGCAGGAGGGCGGAGAUGAGAGGUGUUCUCGGCGAGUGUCCUGUCAUGGAUGCUCGUUCUCGCCAUUUUGUUUCUCCCUGGAGCCGCAGCAGAGUCUGAAGGCGAAGGAGCAGAGAGUGCGCGGGCUUGCUGGUCGGGCUGGUCGUGUCCGUGCAGGAGGCUCGUAAGCCCUGGUGGUCGUCUUCUUGGAUCUCACGAUUAUCUACUGUUUAGAGCAAGUAGUGCGCGAGUUGAAACCGCCCCGGACGAUUUUUUUCUUUGAAGGACGGAAGCCGCGGUGUCUUUUCUGGGUGGGCUGGUCCGGAUCUUAUUAGGAUGGUGUUGUGAUGAGUGAAAUAGAGUCUUGUUGCACGAGGCUCACGGGCAGGCAGGGGGCGGAGGCCGUGAUUUGUUUGUGGUUGUGAUGGUGGUGGAAGGCCUGUGAGUUUUGAGAAGUGGUGUUUGUACAUCUGUGGUCGUGUGGGAUUGAUUUGGCGGAGGGUGGGAGAGGUGAGAAGUUCCAAGUGCGUCGGAGUAGGAAGAGUUGCCGACGUUUGGAUUGAGGUCAACGAGAGCUAGUCGAGGGUUUGCAUUUGAUGAACACGUAGGUGAGGUGGGAGAGAUUUUGCCUGCCAUGAAUGGAUGUGCAACCGAGACUGGAAGAUGGAGUUGUUGUAAUUGGAGUAAGUCUCCGGCUCAACUCUUUAUCCCGACGUUUAAGUGAGGAGUAUAUUUACCUAUUCGUUUAUUUAUUUUCCACUUGGGAGAUCGCUCAUUUUCAUACGUUGUGUUGUAAAGAUCUUACGGGGAUCUAAACUUAGAUAGUCGAAACGUCUACAUAUCCAUCUGAUUUGAGCUCUAGUUUGCUCCGCCAAAAUUCGUCUUAGACUCCACCAUCGCACGUAGUCAUGGCCGAUCCGCAACAGCAAACGCCUCAGAUUGAAUAUGGAGGGCAGCCCGGGUCUACGGAGGACGCCUCACGAGAGGCUAGAGGAGGGCAAGACAAUCAGGAACAAACACAGGGUGCCGGUGAAACAAUCAGUGCUGGACAUUGGUGUCAUCAAUGUCAAAAGGAGGUAAUUGCAGAGGCUGAGGUGGACGGUGGGACGGAUAGCAUGGUGUGUUCUGAGUGCCGAAGCGGAUUCAUUGAGGCCCUGGCCACUGCCCAGACUUUGCCGGAUGUUAGACGUGCACAACGGAGGCGACGCCGACGAGCCACUGCUACUGCUGCUAUCAUAGCAGGUGCUAGUCCUGGUGGAGCUACUGCACGUCAGAUGGUUCCUCUAUCUGAAGCCUUGGAGCAUUUGUACCCUCAGCAGCUGUUGCAAGUGCUACAGCUGUUAGGGCAAGCUACGAAUAGAUCUAAUAAUGCUCCACCCGCGUCGCUGGAUGAAGAGAAUCACACGACCGUUCAAGCUCACGAGCUUGUGGAGGGUCAAACGCCAGCUGUACCUGAAGACGGAGAAUUACCAAACCUAAGUGGUUUUUUAUCUUCGAUUCAUACAUCUAGGGAGGAGGCAGGUGGAGGGCAAGAAGGUAGAACUGAGACACCCACCGAUGGUGAGGAGUUAGGUACAUUACCAGCAGCCGCGCAACUCGCCUUGGACAGGAUUACUCAAGAUGGGCAUCUAAUGUUCAUCCGAGACACAUCUCCAAGUCACGAUGACGAUGAUGCAGAUGAGGAACUUGUCGUCAGUGACACGGAGACCGAAGAAGGCAUGGUUUUUGACGCGUGGGAUUCUGCAGAGGAGGAUGACGAUGAAGAGUGGGAGGAGGUUGAUGAAGAUGAGGAGCCAGUGGAAACAGGAGUGGAGGAUGGUGCUGGUGAGGACAACGAGGCUGAGUCGCAGGAAGGAGAACAGCCGUUGGAGCAGAAUGGGGAAGGGAGACAACCUAGGGUGAGAGAAUUUCGUCUUAGGACAAGGAAUAUGGAGCAUAAUCUCCAUCAGUACUUGCAGGAGCUUUUACAGACCUUGGUAGGACAAAAUAUCGAGGUACGAGUGGAGCUUCCUGACGGGCCUCUUUAUGUUGGCAAUCCUGGCGAUUAUGUCGAUGCUAGGGGUUUUGAGAUGCUUUUGCAACAGAUGGCUGAAAACGACAACUCCCGAAGAGGUGCCCCACCAGCUUCGAAAACAGCCGUUGAGUGUUUGCCGUCCAUAUCGAUUGAGCAAGCACACGUGGAUGAUGGAUCAGCCGUGUGUGCUAUCUGUAAAGACGUUGUGGCCCUAGGAGAACCCGCUAAACAAUUACCUUGUCUACAUCUCUACCACAACGACUGCAUCUUGCCUUGGCUCAGCUCGCGCAACUCGUGCCCAGUCUGCCGAUAUGAACUACCAACUGAUGAUCCUGAUUACGAAGAGCAGAAGCAAAGCAGACGUGGAACCGUCCAAAACAAUAGCGCGUCCCAGAGUCCGAGUUCACUGACACAAGUUGCAGAGGAUGGGCUUCAAGGCAAUAACAGUGGUGGAGAUCAGGUCUCAGAUUCUUCGAGUCAUCAGUCGAACGUAAGGGAGACAACUAUUGACGCUGUAGAGCCGAUUGGAACCUCAAACCCUCGAAAUGGAGUCGAACAGGUGGCAUCUGGUGAGGGAGAACGAGGUCACGAGGAGAGCGCACCGGAGUUAUCUUUCUCGCAAGGUUCAGAUACUAUCAACACUAAUACCCCACUGAGCAGGGAUGAGGUUGGAGAGAGAGAGAGAGGAGAGAAUGAGAGUGAUGAGGUAGACAGAGGAGAGACAAUGCGGGGUACUGGAAGAGGCUGGUUUUUACUGGCAGCGGGGCCAGUGCUUAGCAUGAUGGGCCUUGUGUUGGUAUUGUGCAUAGGGAAUCACCUCAUUGGGGGCCGCAUGCAACACUUGGGAAGACCGUUGCACAGGCAACAACACCACUUCUUUCAGGAGCCACAUAUAGAGCAAAUAGGGGGGGGCAGUGAGGUGCAGGGUCGCAGGCGAUGGUGGAUGCCCUUUCAACGUUGAUGGUUCUGUGAGUUACUAUGCUUUGUGGUCGUUUUAGUUUGGUCACUGAGCAGACGUUGUUGGGGUGCUGAAUCUCACCUGUAUCUGGCAUCGCUUUUCCUGCAAAGUGCUUAAUCUAUCUUAUGAGUAGUGUAUAGUGGGAUAUGGGGGCGCAAAUUCGGCCACUUGGAACUAAGGGGCUUGAGGGGAUGGAGAAACGAAGAAGCUGCUCAGAACCAUGUCAAAGCGAUAAUGGCUUUGCAAGGCAGCCAUAGCUUUUUUCAUCUAUGCUGCUGUUGUGUAUUGACUGUACAAAAAAUUCAAGAAUGUGGGAAAAGCUAAUGUCUUUGUAAAGUACCUCAACGCUCAUCCAGCUGUGGGUAUUUCACCCACACCCCAUUUCCAUUUUGUUGAGCGACCAAAUAGCUGAAGGCACACCUUGUCUAAGCUUUUGAUUUGAAUCCAGCAUGGAAGGCCGGUGAAAUCUGUUGAUACAAAGAUGCAGGAUAAUUGUUUUCACGGAUCUGCUGGCACAUCCUGUAGUGAAGAAAAGCGUUAAAGAGCUCUUUGUUUUACAAUUUACGUCACUCGAUGUCCUCUAGCCUACUUGGCCAAUCUGUGAUCUGUCUGGACUCUUCCUGAGAAAAGGUGGUUAUAAUAUAUGGAGAAGUUUGUUUCAAAUAAGACACAUGGUUACAAUAACGUCAUUACCUGCAGUAAAAGACCUGGUCCAUUUUGUAGUUGUGAGAAUGUCUGGGACGUUCAAGCUCCUGCUGCCUUGUGUCUUCUUGUAAACAGAGGAUCACGGUGUGUA
Marchantia polymorpha subsp. ruderalis is the source of this 3895-nucleotide messenger RNA. NCBI's taxonomy places the organism in Eukaryota, Viridiplantae, Streptophyta, Marchantiopsida, Marchantiales, Marchantiaceae. The record is from the annotation of a GenBank genome assembly.